AUGCACACCCUAAAUCCUUUCCCGCGAAAAUUCAGAUUCAUCGUAACAUCCCCGCAGUUUAUAUGCUUUACUUUUAUCAUUAUUCUAUUUCAAUUCACCAUUUUAGAUCUCAUUUCCCUCCGGAUUUUCCUUAAGUUUCUGUUAAAGAUGCCGACCAUCGCCGCCGGCCGACGUUCAUCUCCGGUUGCUAUCUCUGAGGUUGGGGAUACCACUCCUCAAAAACGAAAGUUGAGGUCCAAUUCAGCUGCCAAAGAUGGACUGGAUUCUUCGGUUUCUUCGUCGCCGAUGCAGACUCCUUCUCCAUUGAAGCGGAAAUCGCCUCGCCGAUGCCUAAAUGAUAGUCCGAAGGCUUUGGGUAUUAUUAAUGAAUCGACGGAAAAUGGGGCAGGUACUAAUCACAAAGCAGUAAGUCUGACCAAAUCACCGGUCAAGAGGAGCUUGUCCGCCGGGUUUUUCGAUAAACCAAUUUGGAAUGCAACAGAUGUGAAGCAUUUGAAUGCGGUGAAGGAGGCUUUGCAUGUUUCAACUUCCCCUUCAGCUGUUGUGUGCCGGGAAAAUGAGCAGAACACUAUUUUGGAGUUUUGUAAGAGAUGUGUCGAGCAAGAAAGUUCUGGAAGUAUGUACAUAUGUGGAUGUCCAGGGACUGGAAAAUCACUGAUCAUGGAAAAAGUGAAGGACGCUUUAGUAGAUUGGGCAAAGGAGGGAGCAUUUCAACCACCGGAUUUGGUAUCCAUCAAUUGUACAUCUCUGGUGAACAGCACUGAUGUUUUUAGCAAGAUACUGGGAAAAAGCCCACAGCGGAAGAAAAAUAGUGGCUCCAGUUCACCUUUGAAGAUUCUUCAGAAUAGCUAUUCUCUGAAACCACCUGCUAGUGGUUUGAAGAUGACGUUAAUUAUUGCUGAUGAGAUGGAUUAUUUGAUAACAAAAGAUCGGUCGGUACUCCAUGAUCUAUUUAUGCUCACCACACUCCCUUUUUCCAGAUGCAUUUUAAUAGGAGUUGCUAAUGCAAUUGAUCUGGCUGAUAGGUUUCUUCCAAAACUACAGUCAUUGAACUGCAAGCCACGUGUGAUAACUUUCCGAGCAUACUCUAAAGAUCAGAUCAUUGCCAUUCUGCAGCAGAGAUUAGCUGUACUUCCUUACAUUGUUUUCCAGCCUCAGGCAUUGGAGCUUUGUGCUCGGAGAGUAGCAGCUGCAUCUGGAGAUCUGCGGAAGGCUCUCUGUGUUUGCAGGAGCGCAAUUGAGAUGCUAGAAGCAGAAAUUAGAGACUCUGCUGAAAAUCUUGACCCUGCAUUCGUAGAUGGACGGAUUUGUCAUGGUGAUACUUUUGGCAAACAAGAUAACCAAUUUGUGAGAGUUGAUCACAUGGCUCUUGCCUUGUCAAAGGCGUAUAAAUCUCCUGUUGUGGAUAUUAUACAGUCUCUUCCUCAGCAUCAACAGAUUAUACUUUGUUCUGCUGUGAAGCUUUUUCGCGGGAGCAAAAAGAAGGAUACCACAAUAAGCGAGUUGAAUAAAUGCUAUGUAGAGUUUUGUAAAUCAACUUUAAUCCCACCACUUUCAAUCAUGGAACUCUCAAACAUGUGCAGAGUUCUAGCAGACCAGGGACUUAUUAAACUAGGACAGGCACGCGAAGAUAAACUAAGACGAGUUAUGUUAAAAGUAGACGAGGCAGAUAUCAACUUCGCAUUACAGGGCGUUCGUUUUUUUCGAAACUGUCUUCAAACAUAG
Molecule: messenger RNA, 1725 nt
Organism: Oldenlandia corymbosa var. corymbosa
Lineage: Eukaryota; Viridiplantae; Streptophyta; Magnoliopsida; Gentianales; Rubiaceae
Source: the annotation of a GenBank genome assembly